This is a messenger RNA of Schistosoma mattheei, 2778 nucleotides long. The record is from the annotation of a GenBank genome assembly. Lineage: Eukaryota; Metazoa; Platyhelminthes; Trematoda; Strigeidida; Schistosomatidae.
AUGGUCAUAAAGAACCAUACGAUUCAGUCGUCUGUUUAUAACCAACACUCGUGCAAUAUAUUCGGGUUACAUAACAUACCAACUGAUGCCGUUGUUGUGUGUUUAUCGUCGGGGCGUGGUAGACAGGGAAGCGUGCUUAGAUUUUCAUCUGUUUCAUCGUCGAAUUGGGACGUUAUCACAGUGAAAAGCACCUUUGAAAAUAUGGUUAAGCUGACAGACAAUGAUUUUCUGUUAACCUCUUCAUCGUUGGAGCCUACCACUGGGGCCGUAUAUCAUUUAGAUCCCUCUGGUAUUCCAGUUGUAAAAUACUUUGUCAAUAACGCUAUGAUUGGAUGUUUGGGAACGCUAAAUGGUCGAUCGUAUUUAUUUACACUUCAUCACAAUUCAAGUCAGGAUUUUAAGAAUCUGGCUCUGAACAUCUAUGAUUUAGAAUCUGGUGAAUUAUCCAAAGAACUACCACCUCGUCAUUUCACUCUCGCUGGCCAUCAUGGUACAAUUGAAUCAAUAUCUGUUAUCAUGUUUACUGAUGCUACUGGUGCUCCGAGUUUUCGAUUAUUACUACAUACAGAAGAUGAUGCUGUACAACUAAUCCGACAAAAUGGUAAACAACAAUGGAUUCGUGAAGAGGCGUUAGCAAACAUAGUUGCUGUUGAAGUAAUCGAUUUGCCUGUUUCAGAGUUUCAAGCGAAAAUUGAAGAAGAGUUUAAUCAUGCAAGCAGUAAGUUAACUUGUUUCUACCAACAACAUUCUGGAAAUGUUUAUUCAACGCUUAAAAACACAAAUGUUCAAUUAGUUGUAUGGACGAAGCAUUGGAUUUCUAACAUGCCAAAUUUAUUCAUGACUAUACUGUCGUCAUCGAAAUUAACCACUUCACUUUUCAAGUAUUCACCCAAUGGUGAUCUAUCAAAACGUAGAAUACUACCAUCAUCAUCUCCUUCUUCACAUGACUAUUCAUCAAAUGAUCCAUCAUCUUUGUCAAGUUUUUCACAUAGUUUUCCACCUAGAUGGCAAUUUUCAUCACAUAUUCCUUCUUUACACAUCAAUAAUUCUACUAACAAUGAUAAUACUAUUGACAAUGUAGAUGGCGAUAAGCUAAAUUUUUAUAAAUCAUCUGAAAUAGAUCCCAAAAUAACGUCAUGGGAUGAAAAACUUACACGUGAUAAUUUCAAUGUUCAUAAAAUGUUGGUUGUAGCUACUUCAGUUGGAAAACUGUUUGGUUUAGAAAGUGAACGUGGUCGUAUUGUUUGGGAUUAUUUUGUCCCAUCUGCAAAACUUUUAGCUAAUGGAAAGCUUGCCCUCUUCCAACAGCGUAAUUUGGCUCAUUUUCCUUUACCACCUAUCAUGUCACUUUUAUUUCGAUCAAAGAUUACAAAUCGACGGGUACUUUUCCCAUUCAAUCCAAUUACUGGUGUUCCAUCACAUGAAAAAGGUAUGGAUUUGUAUGCAUUGAAAUCGGAUAUUAUUCAAACAGUCUUGGAACCUGGUUCUUUAAGCGAACGAUGUGAAUUUAUUAGACCUUUGUUGUUGUUGAGGGCCGAUUUAGACGUUGAAGUUUAUCCAUCUACUUGUGCUGCUACAUAUUCAUCAUCGGAUUCACAGCCUUUAUAUAUUUUUACUAUUGAAAGUGAACAAGCUCGUCUUACCGGUUAUCGGAUAGAUCCGGUAUCUUCAGAUGGUAAAUCUUUAAAAGCUACACGUGUCUGGCGAAUGUUAUUGAGUCCUGAUUCUAGUCCGGUUAACAAGCACAUCAUUGUCUCUGCAGCUUCACGUCCACCUUCUGAACAUAUUUAUUCAGUUGGUCGAGUAUUGGGUGAUAGAAGCGUUCUUUAUAAAUAUUUAAAUCCUAAUCUCAUUGCAGUACUUACUAUUGGUGGUGAUAUCAGCAGUCAUACAAAUACUCUGGUAAUUUAUUUAAUUGAUGUUGUAGCUGGUCGAAUAUUGUAUAGUGCUGUACAUCGUCGAUGUUCUGAACCUAUUAGUCUAGUGCAUUCAGAGAAUUGGAUUAUUUAUACUUAUUAUAAUCAUAAAUCAUUACGCAAUGAAGCUACUGUUAUUGAAUUAUAUGAACCGACUAAAUUAUCCGGGGAAUUAUGUGCUAGUCAGUCAAUUCCAAGCCCUUGGCAAUUAUUUCUCAGCAAUCUUAUUCCUUCAUGGCUGUUAUCUAAUCCAAGUUCAUCAAAAGGAUCUGGUGAUUUAUCGGGUUUUUCACGUUUCUCAUCUUUGUUUCGUGCUAGUGAUGUUGAUGGUUUUUGUGGUUCAACUGGUGAAAAUUCUUUAAUACCUCAAGUUCUACAACAAUCUUACAUACUGAACACUCCACCACGUAGUGGAGCAGUGACUGUUUCAGUUACUGAGAGAGGAAUUACCGCUAAGAAUAUAAUUCUGGCUUUACAGAGAAAUAGUCUAAUUGAACUCCCGAAAUCAUUUUUCGAUCCCCGUCGUAGUUUGGAUAUGACAUCUGAACUAAUGGAAGAAGGUGUUCACCCUUAUGCUCCUGUGCUACCAUUUUCCGACCAAGCUAUGAUUACAUAUAAUCAGUCAAUUAUGCGAAUUCGAGCUAUUCGUACAGCACCUACCGGUUUAGAGUCCACGGGAUUAGUAUUUGCAUACGGAUUAGAUUUGUUUUUCACUCGAAUAUCACCUUCACAAACAUAUGAUUUACUUAAAGAAGAUUUCGAUUAUACUGCAAUAGCUACUGUCACAUUAGGAAUGAUAAUUGCUUCCAUCGUAUCAUGUCGUUUAGCCACAAGACGGGCAAUUCUUAGAGCUUGGGCUUAA